AUGAUGUUCGACUAUUCCUUUCUGUUAGAAGAUAAUGUAGAGUCUCCUGAUAAACCAUAUGAGUGGAGCGAUGUGGUUACCCAGUUCAAUUCGGUACCAUCUCGUGAAGUGUGGGUUUUGAAGAAUUCAAGCUGUCAACCUGUCAGGAAGAUGAAGGAGGAUGUUGAUGCACGAUCGUCUUUAAUUUCAUUGAGGUUCGUAAUAUAUGGUAGUGGUAGUGGUAGUUGGUAG
Sclerotinia sclerotiorum 1980 UF-70 is the source of this 231-nucleotide messenger RNA. RefSeq lists its product with no specific name. The record is from RefSeq and is a predicted model, not a curated record. NCBI's taxonomy places the organism in Eukaryota, Fungi, Ascomycota, Leotiomycetes, Helotiales, Sclerotiniaceae. The transcript has 2 exons. Bases 1 to 231 code for a protein of 76 amino acids.